AGCAACUGUGCCGUCCAAAGUGAUUUGGUAUUGAGUAUCGAGAGCCAUUGUCUGUCUAUCAUCAUGUCUUCAAGCAGCCCCCCAGGCAGGAGAACACCCCCAAUCGGUGAAGAGCUCCCACUAUCAAACCAACACUCAUCUCCGCCUCAGAAUCCACCAACCUACGGACGAGGCGGUAAGAGAGAGAGACGAAACCCUUCCAUAACGCCCAGGAAAUUCAAUCGAUUCUUUACUCCACGCUCCCUCAGAUCAUCCAAUGUGUCCUCUUUCCGGCAGGCACUACACGAAAUCAGCGGUCCAGCCAACAGUCGAAACGCACCACAAUCGAGUCCGAGUCAACCCUUCAAAAGCAUAUCUGGCCAAGAGAACACCCCGACCGCCUUCCCCAGGGACCUGAAGCGCAGAAAGCUAUAUCAGACCCCGGAAUCCUCCCCCGAACAUAAAUACUUAGAGGACAAGCAGCAGGAGGUUGGUUUCAUGGUCAUGCAAGAUGGAGAAUCGAGAGGAGAUCCACAGAAUAUCCCUUCAUCACCAUGUGAGCGGAUACCACGAAGCUCAAAAAACAUUCAGGAGGAAGAGUCUCCAGAGCCUUUGAAGCGGAUAGUUCAGAUGGAGGACCGUGGGAUCAGCGCUCGGUUGUUGCAAUUGAGUAUUGGUGCUCCAACCAGGGCACGUCAACAUCUGUAUUAUCCUGUCAAUGAUUGGCAAAAUGAGACUGCAUCAUUCUGUAGUAGACCGGAAGAUGUUCACUUGACCACCGGCAUUGAAGGUCCUCAUCGUGUAAUCCCAUUUUGUGCUACCAGCUGUAAUACCAAUUCUCUUGUUGCAAUAGGCGAUGAGGAGGGCCGGAUACGCCUUCUGGAGUCUGAUAAAGAUUCGAAACCAUCCUUCUCAGAUGUUUACCUUGCCUUCCGGGUUCACACUAAUGCCAUUAUCGAUAUGGUCUUUUCUGAGGACGAUAGUCUUCUCGCAACAGCAUCAGGCGACCAAACGGCAAGGGUAGUUGAUAUGGCUACUCAGACGACUUUUUCUGUACUUGCACAUCACUCAGCCUCCUUGAAACAAGUGCGUUUCAUGCCUGGAAGCAACAGUAUUCUUGCUACCUCUAGUAGAGAUGGCGGCGUUAAGAUAUGGGAUCUCAGAUGCAAGGGGGAUGAUGGUCCCAGACAUCACUUCUAUGCACAUGUUCCAAAUGGUCCUAUCACUACGCAUGCGGCAGCCAGACAGCCGUCAUGGGGACGUCCCAUCAACAGUAUAGUUGACGCUCACCGGUAUUCGUCUUACAGUCGUCUGGGCCGAACCGAUCCUAGCAAUGAUUUACCUUCUCGCGGUGAAGCUCCGGGAAGGACAGGCGACAUGUCAGUCACCGCAAUCCAAUUUCUACCGCAAGGCCAAGAACAUCUUCUACUCACAGCUUCGGAAGGAGAUGCUUCCGUCAAGCUAUGGGAUAUCCGCUCUAUACACAAUAAACGUAAGGAACAUAUCGCCCUCUCGCAGACCAAGCAACCUCAAAGCCACAGCCAAUGGCGACAUUUUGGAAUCAGCUCUAUAAACCUCAACGGCACCGGAACGCGAUUAUAUACCCUCUGCAAAGACAACACCGUCUACGCAUACUCCACAGCCCAUCUGAUCCUCGGAAGCGCUCCUGAGCUAUCUCUUGACAACCCCGGCCGUCGCCUUGCACCCCGAGAAACAAAAGAGGGAUUAGGCCCCAUGUACGGCUUCCGCCAUCCGCAAUUCCACGCCACAUCCUUCUACGUGAAAUCCGCGAUGCGCAGAGCUAAAGAUGGCCAGAGUGAGCUACUAGCCGUCGGCAGCAGUGACGGAUGCGCCGUCCUAUUCCCCACCGACGAGCGCUACCAUCUCCCGCUGCGCCAACCGCGCUCCCGAGCCGACAACGACGAAGCAGCAGCAGCCGCCCCUCCUCGACCCCCCAUAAGAAGCGUACCGAGGAGAGCCAUCAGUGCACGAGGAACAGCAAUCGAGAACGACAUCCCCAUGUCGACGAACGGCACCCCGCUCAUCCGGGGCCAUGACCGAGAGGUCGGUAACCUGUGCUGGACGCACGGCGGCGGCCUGAUCACCGUCGGCGACGAUUAUCUGGUCAGAUGCUGGCGCGAAGACGCGGAUGAGGCCCGCGAUCUACGCGUGGCUGGUGAGUCUGGCGGGAGGAGAUGGGCUUGUGGAUGGGCGGAUGUAGAGCCUGGGUUCGAUGAGGAUGAUGAUUGAUUAGAAUUAUUAAUAGAUUUUUGAGUGUGAGAGCGAGUAGUUAUUAUGUUGCAUUUGGCAUUUGUUUCUUUAUACCUAUAUAGCGUUGGAGUAGUGAUAGAUAGAUGGAUGGUCUUAUGACGAUGAUUAUGAUGAUG
This is a messenger RNA of Amorphotheca resinae ATCC 22711, 2366 nucleotides long. RefSeq lists its product as hypothetical. Lineage: Eukaryota; Fungi; Ascomycota; Leotiomycetes; Helotiales; Amorphothecaceae. The transcript is spliced from 3 exons. Gene Ontology annotation, cellular component: nucleus. The coding region runs from base 64 to 2229 and encodes 721 amino acids. The record is from RefSeq and is a predicted model, not a curated record. Gene Ontology annotation, biological process: proteasome-mediated ubiquitin-dependent protein catabolic process. Gene Ontology annotation, molecular function: protein binding; protein-macromolecule adaptor activity.